Molecule: messenger RNA, 6127 nt
Organism: Notothenia coriiceps (black rockcod)
Lineage: Eukaryota; Metazoa; Chordata; Actinopteri; Perciformes; Nototheniidae
Gene: rps6ka5
Product: ribosomal protein S6 kinase, polypeptide 5
Exons: 18
Coding region: 209-2635 (808 amino acids)
Biological process (GO): protein phosphorylation; intracellular signal transduction
Molecular function (GO): ATP binding; magnesium ion binding; protein serine/threonine kinase activity
Source: RefSeq, a predicted model, not a curated record
AGAAGCAAGUGUUUUCACUGGGCUUGUUUGCUGCUAGGUUUAGUAGCAACAUUUUGCCCAUACAUCUGUUAAGUUUGGCGCCUAACUAACAGGCGUGUUACUCUCUCGCUUAAUAAUUAUGUGUCCGCAUGUUAAUAUUGCAAACUAGCUUGCGAGGUGAACGUAACCUUGUCUGAAAAGCAUCUUUGAAUAUAAUUGGAACAUUACGAUGCCAUCCCCGAUGGAGGGAUCUUCCAGAGAAGGGGACCUCUUUACUGUGAAACAUGAGCUGAAAAAUGCCAACCUGACGGGCCACGUGGAGAGAGUGGGCAUUGAAAACUUUGAGCUGUUGAAGGUGCUUGGCACAGGAGCAUAUGGCAAGGUGUUCCUGGUGAGGAAAGUGAGUGGCCAUGAUGCAGGGAAGCUGUACGCCAUGAAGGUUUUGAAGAAAGCCACAAUUGUACAAAAGGCAAAGACUGCUGAACACACACGCACGGAGCGGCAGGUGCUCGAACACAUCCGCCAGUCUCCGUUCCUCGUCACACUUCACUAUGCCUUCCAGACGGAUACCAAGCUGCACCUCAUUCUCGAUUAUGUAAACGGUGGAGAGCUCUUCACACAUUUGGUGCAAAGGGUGCGAUUUAAGGAACAAGAAGUUGCCCUGUACAGUGGAGAGAUUGUGUCAGCGCUGGAACAUCUACACGAGCUUGGCAUUGUCUACCGGGACCUAAAACUUGAGAAUAUUCUGCUGGAUUCAAGUGGACAUAUAGUUCUCACAGACUUUGGCCUCAGUAAGGAAUUUGAUCAGAUGGAAAGAGCGUUUUCUGUCUGUGGCACCAUUGAAUAUAUGGCUCCAGAAAUAGUGGAAGGUGGAGAGUCUGGACAUGACAAGGCGGUGGACUGGUGGAGUCUCGGCGUUUUGAUGUACGAGCUUCUGACUGGCGGAUCCCCCUUCACCGUGGAUGGAGAUGAGAACUCGCACACAGACAUCGCCAAGAGGAUUUCAAAAAAGGAUCCUCCUUUCCCCAAAGAUAUGGGACCUCUGGCCAAAGACCUCAUCCAGCGACUCCUCAUCAAAGACCCCAAAAAGAGAUUGGGCUCAGGCCCUAAAGGAGCGGAGAAUAUAAAAAAACACCCAUUUUACCAGAAAAUUAACUGGGAGGACUUGGCAGCUAAGAAGGUUCCCGCCCCGUUCAAGCCAGUGAUUCGGGACGAGCUGGAUGUCAGCAACUUUGCCGAAGAGUUCACAGAGAUGGACCCCACCUACUCUCCUGCAGCUCUGCCUCAGAACUGCGAUCGCAUCUUCCAGGGCUACUCCUUCAUGGCCCCCUCCAUCCUGUUUAAGAGGAAUGUGGUGAUGGACGACCAUCUCCAGCUGUGUGGGGGCUCCGAGAGGCCCCGCUCUGCCGCGGUGGCCCGCAGCGCCAUGAUGAAGGACUCUCCUUUCUACAUGAGCUAUGAGAUGGACCUGAAGGACAGCGCUUUGGGAGAGGGAAGCUUCUCCAUCUGCAGGCGGUGCACACACAAGAAGACCGGGCAGAAAUACGCAGUCAAGAUUGUCAGCAAGAGGAUGGAGGCGCAGACUCAGCGGGAAAUAGCAGCCCUGAAGCUCUGCGACGGCCACCCUAACAUUGUCAAGCUACAUGAAAUCUACCACGACCAGCUCCACACGUUCCUGGUUCUGGAGCUGCUGGGUGGAGGCGAGCUGCUGGAGAGGAUCCGCAGGAAGCAACAUUUCAGCGAGACAGAGGCGNCGCCAUUGUAUUUGUUGGCAUUAGCAUUAUUAGCAUUAGCAUUACAUGAUAGGUCCACUUUAAACAAAAAUCUGGAGAACCUGCUCUUCACAGACGAGAGUGAGAACUCCGAGAUAAAAAUCAUAGACUUUGGUUUCGCUCGCCUCAAACCGCCAGACAAUCAGCUCCUGAAGACGCCCUGCUUCACCCUGCACUACGCCGCGCCUGAGAUCCUCAAGUACGACGGCUACGACGAGUCAUGUGACCUGUGGAGUCUGGGGGUCAUUCUGUACACCAUGCUGUCCGGCCAGGUGCCUUUCCAGUGUCAGGAGAAGAGCCUUACCAACACCAGUGCUGAGGAGAUCAUGAAGAAAAUCAAACUGGGAGACUUCUCCUUCGAAGGCGAGGCCUGGAGGAAUGUGUCCCAGCAGGCCAAGGACCUGAUCCAAGAGCUGCUGACGGUGGACCCAAACAAGAGGAUUAAGAUGUGCGGCCUGCGCUACAACGCCUGGCUGCAGGACGACAGCCAGCUGUCCUCGAACCCUCUCAUGACCCCCGACAUCCUCGGCUCCUCCACUGCCUCCGUCCACACCUACGUCAAAGCUACCUUCCAUGCAUUCAACAAAUGUAAGCGUGAAGGUUUCCGCCUGCAGACGGUGGACAAAGCGCCGCUAGCCAAGAGGAGGAAGAUGAAGAAGACCAGUACCAGCACGGAGACCCGCAGCAGCUCCAGUGAGAGCACGCAGUCCUCGUCCUCCUCCUCCCAGUCUCUGGAGAAGAGUUUUCCAGAGGGCAGCUCCAAGCCGCAGCCCUGCAGCAGCACCCCCCUCACCACGCCCGCCGAAGACACCCCCGCCGCCCUGGGGACGGACUCUGAGCACCAAGAAGAGCAUCCAGCCUUCCACUUCUCAGAGGGACAGUGAGACAGGAACAGUUGAGAUUCAGACGGUUUCAGGACCUGCAGGAUGGCUCGGACCAGCUCCUUUAUCUUUCUCUCCGUCCCUGGCAGCCCUCCGAUUGCAUGGACGUCCACACGUCUCCACACCAAGCAUGCAGCAGGAGCAGCGACCCUCUCCUCAGUCUCUAUCAAUCAUCACUAGCAAUAGCCUCUUUUCUCUCACGUUGACUGUGUCGAUCAGGGACUGGACCAGGAAGAGGUCGCCACCAGGGUCCAAAAUGUCAAACCUACUGCCCUAUUGCCCCAGGUCCAGACAGACGAUAGGAAGUCGCAGCUCGCUCUCCGUCCGCUCCAUUCACCCGUGUCGGUCCUCGCCUCCUGAGGUUUUAAAGGGAAAGUCGUCGUGUUUACUCCACGGAUGCUUCGUGUUUAUGUUAUGUCUAAAGGGAGAGAAGAAACGCAGCGUAGAGAAACGUCCGUUCACUUCUCUGAUCCGGGAAGUCUCUGCAACGCGAAGCAGGGUAUUUAUAUGUGAAUUUUACAGACUGAGAUUUAUUUAUGAUAAGCUAUACUGCUAACUUAUUCAUGGUUCAGACCUGAUCUGAAAAGAAAUAAGGGAUACAGUGAGUCCUUUUUAACGUGUGUGUGUGUGUGUGUGUGUGUUUUAUCAGCUCAAAAGACUGUUUCUAUGUUGUCAGAUGGUUGUUCAUUCAUCUAUGUAGUCGUCAAUAAUGCUUCAAGUAGGUUACUGAGACACAGCUAAGUAGACAUUGUAAGACUAUUAUGGGAAAGAAAAGACGGCUAUAAGAAAGUUCUUUGGACUGCAGUUGUGUCCAGUAGAUUUUAAAAAAGUCAUUUCCUUGUUCAUAAGGACUAAAGAAGCAAACCAUUUUUAAUAGGAACAACCAAAUGUGGAUGUAGUUUGUUCAGCCAAAUGUCUUUUAUUGUUGUAUGAGGGAGUGCGGCCGCCUGAGCGAAGGUCACCCUACAUGGAGAGCUAUUUUUAGACUGAUUUUUGCCUCUGAUGUUGGAGUGUGACUACGUCCAGACUCAGCAGUGCUGUUGUUCCACACGGUCUGAUCCUCGAGGCACUAUUAAGCCCGGCACUGGAUGUGCUUUGUGUGGUAGAAGACUUCAUUAUAACUACAACCAAUUGGAUUGAGCAGAACAUCCCAUUUGGAAAGUUCUGAUCAGCUUAGUGCGAGGUGAACCAGUCGAGGCGGUUGUGGUUUUCUGAGAUGCCAAAUGUGCAGCAUCAAGUGGCUUCUUUGUCAGAAAAGAAAAAGAUCACAUUAUUGGAAAAUGAAAGGGUUUAUGUUUAAAGGGCGGUGGUACAUUCUGACUUUUGAAUGCAAUCUAGUGCAAACGUUGCCCAUUGUGUCGUUCCCCAAAGUCUUCUACAAACGAUCUUCCCUUUAUGAAAACAUCAAGUCCCCGCCCCUUGCUCUAUUUACCAUGUUGUACUGCAUGAUCUUUGCACUAUGUGACAGCUCUCACUUUGAGGCAGAUAUCUGGUUAGUAUGGAAUCCCCCCCGUGCACGAUGUAAACUGAAACAUCAAAUUCUUUGUUUAAUGGGCUUUUUCGGGCAGAUUCUCACUUGAUUGAAUGUGAGUUUGUUUACUUGCACAUUUGAAUAUGCCCACAUGUAUGGGGAAGUUUGACUGAGGUGUUUGGAGGAAAACACCAAGAACCCUUUUUACAAUAGCCUGAAUUAUUUAAUGUCCCGAUGUUACAACUCUGGUGUAAACCAGGAGAGCUCGGCGAGUGAACGCCACGCUCUGGUAAAUGUUUUUUGAAAAAGUAUGUGUUAGUCUGUUUUCAAGGUAAUGGUUGAAAUACUGUAUUCUGUUCAUGUCCUGGGUCUCUGUGUUCAGUGUGUGAAGCUGCCUCAAACAGCUUCUCCUGCUCAAUGAGGACGCAGUGGGACUACUGUGUGCAUUCACACACUCCCUCAUCUUCUUCCAUUUGAAUGCACUCUGAAUCCGAACCAAAGCAUUAACUUCAAGGUAGCUGCUCUAAGCUGCAUGAGAAAUAUCCUUUCAUGUAUAUAUGCAAAGAAAUGCUUCUUAUAUUUAUAUCACAGUUUCUGUUUGUCUGACUGUUGACAAAAGCUCCAUCUCCGAAACAUUUUACGUGUUUCAUCAGAGAUCCUUUAUAGGACCUAAAAAGACCACAUCCAGCACGUGAUCAUGCUUUAAAACUAAGCAUCUUUUUACACUGUUGUGUUGCUUUGCCAUUUCAAAAAGAUCUCGCCAAACAUACUUCUUUAAAGAUCUGCAUGUAAUGUACUUUCACCCUCAUCGCAUCAGCCAAAGUGGAAAUAGCAGAGUAGUAUCCGCGGCCGGCACAAAAAGCUGGCAUCCUUGAAGCUGAACGCUAAGAAGCUCUUGUCUUACUUAGUUCGCAUGAGUUCCCUGUUGCUGCCUCAUUAAGCCUCUUUCCUUUUGUUUGGGUGUAUUAAUAGCUCAAGUGGAGGAAGAGGGAAAGUGUCCUAUAUGGAGCUCCCCUCUGGGAGCAGGCUCUAUUAGCUGAAGCAGUGCUGUUUGUUCCAAAGAUACGCCGUGCUCCACACACUGGGACCAGCGCUCUCUUUUUUUAGGGAAAAGAACCGUGUAUCACAGGAACCGCUUGGUUUAGUACCAACGUCUCCCGGGGCAGAUUUGUAAAACUAGGUUUCCCCUCUUUGAUGAACGACUCGUUCAGCGUGCCUCUGUGAAGCGGAGCCGAGGGAGGGGGGGCCGGUCUGAUUGGACGUCCUGUUGUCUUUGAUGCACUUUUGUUUAUUGGUUCCCUGGAAAUUGACUGAAAGCUACUUUUCCUGAGCACAGUGCUUCCUCUUUUUUUAGCUUUUUUUAUGAGUUAAAUCCUGAACUAAACCUUUGUAGCGUUUUGCAACAUGAAUUAGAGGGCUGGUACUUUGAAGUGUUUUGUAUAAAGCCGUGACUGCUGUUGUGCAUUUUAGAGUCCAAGGAUUGGACGGUUCCUGUGAGCGUCUGUCAGUGGAGUUGUGUCGUGAUUAAGAGACCAAUGUGUGUGCCAAAGCUGAAAGUCUCAUCUUGGAGAACACGGCUUUGUGCUUUUUGUGCAUGUUUUGCCUGUAAAAGUGGUCAUCUUUAGACAGAUGCUAAGACAUUGUGGCUCUUUUUUGUGCGUUUUUACUAUGGGAUCUGUCCGUGGUGCUUAAGGGACCAAACCUCUGCCGGGGCUGCAGAAAUGACCCGUCGUAUUAUGACCAUUCAAAGCAGUGGUUUCCAACAUGGAGACCCCAAGCAUUAAAUGUACAUUUAUGUCAAAACACAUUUAUUAAGACUUUCUUACAGGGAAGAUCCACUCAUUGUACACAUAGACGUCUCUUAACGUGUCCUAGAGAGAAUUUGGAAAACACAUUGUUUAAAGCCUUUUAUGGAAAAAGUCAUGUCACUUUUUGGUUUGGACUGAUGACUGAAGUUUAAAGGUGACCUAUCAUGCAAAAUGCACUUUUGUACGUCUUUUAUACAUGAAUAUGUGUCCCCGGUG